This is a messenger RNA of Salvia hispanica, 1235 nucleotides long. RefSeq names its product BAG family molecular chaperone regulator 4-like. Lineage: Eukaryota; Viridiplantae; Streptophyta; Magnoliopsida; Lamiales; Lamiaceae. Gene Ontology annotation, cellular component: cytoplasm. The record is from RefSeq and is a predicted model, not a curated record. Gene Ontology annotation, biological process: protein stabilization. Gene Ontology annotation, molecular function: protein-folding chaperone binding; adenyl-nucleotide exchange factor activity.
AGGUCUUAAACCCUCGCUUCGAAAAAAUCAGAAUAAACUUGUGUUCACACUUUGCUGCGCAAUCUGCUCUAUUUCCGAUGAUGGAGGGUUUAAAUUCGAACUCUACAAAUGCUGCAAUCGGGCUGAAAUUGAAGUCCGAGACUGGCUCAGACAUUUACAACAUCACAGUCUCUCACGGUCCCAACCAACUUCAAGUUGCCGUGCCCUCUAAUUCCACUUUUGGUGAUCUCAAAUCGUUAGUUGCUCAAGAAGUUGGACUGAAACCAGAGACCUUAAAGCUCUUGUUCAGAGGUAAAGAGAAGGAAGAUGAUGAUCAUCUCCACGAAGCUGGUGUAAAGGAUGGUUCCAAAGUUUUGGCUGUGGAGGACACGAUUUCCGUGCAGAAAAUCCCUGAAGAAGUGGAAACCGUUGUGGUCUCUCGAGGAGAUGGAGCUGUUGCUAAAGUCAGGGAAGAGGUUGACAAGCUCGCUGAUCAGGUAGCCGCUUUACAAGCUGUUGUUGAUGGUGGAACGAAGGUUGAUGACAAGGGUUUUCUUUAUUUGACUGAGAUGCUCAUGAGGCAGUUGCUCAAAUUGGAUGGCAUUGAAGCUGAAGGGGAGGGAAGAGUCAAGAGAAAGAUGGAGGUACGUCGGGUGCAGAGCCUUGUCGAAACAGUGGAUACACUCAAGUCAAGAAACGCUAAUCACGAUAUCAACAAUAAUAGUACUACUGCAUCUGACACAACUCAAUGUGAGACUUUUGAGCAUGGAACUGAAAGUGCAAGCACCGAGUCCAGUGAACCAUCUUCAAACGGCAUUAUUCCAUCGGACCCUCUCCACGCGCCUGCCCCUGUCCCUGAAUCUACCUGUGCCUCAGUGAUGUCUUCUUCUAAUACACCAGUUCCGGUUUCCUUUCCCGACUCUACCCCUGUGCCGUCUUCUUCCCCUUCCUGCUUGCCAUCUCCUACUAAGGAGUGGUUAAAGUCCACUGCAGUUCACUAAAAUCUUGAAGGUUUUGAUCGAAGGAUGGAGACCUUUGAUAGAUAAUCGAAGCUGCAUGAAUUAGAAUGCUUGCAGUCAAUCCUCCGACCACGAAAUUGCCCUGCUCGGAUUCGAACUCGAACAUGUGGCAAGCAUAUUUCCAGCCUUCCCAUUCCUUCUCCAAGCACUUGUGGCGCCCUUCUUCCUACAAUAAUCUCAGAAAUCUGUAAAUUUCGGAUUUUGAUUUUCUGUUAUGAGAGUAUAUUUUUGUGUUCA